GAAUUUGAUAAGGCUGCUACCCGGCAAGUUCAGCAAAUAUUCAGACACAUUGAUGAGCUCCUUUAUGAACAAAAACCAUGUUUAUAUGUUAGCCUAGAGGAGGAAUGUGAACAAUGGAUGUCAAGGUUUCCUCACCUCAGGAUUGUGGGGAAGCAAAUAAUGGCGCCCAGUGAUGAAGGCUAUGGAUGGUAUAUUAGUUCAGCGUGCAACACUUCAACUUCAUCAGGCAUGAGUCCCAUGCAAGAGAAAGAUCCUAGUGAGUUUACUAUCUGGGGCAAAAAGGUUCCCCUUUCUAUUUCUCUUGGCAAAGAGGACAACUUUUCAAAAAUCUCCGAGCUGAAGAUGUUUGAGAGUGAAGAACUGGAAGAUAUCGUGAUUGUCUCUGAAGGGAUAAUGGAGGAAUACUUAGCAUUUGACCGCAGAGAUGUGGACGAAGAAUUGCACGAAUGGAAAAUGGGACUUUCACCAGCCAGACGGAAAUUAGGGUUCCCUCCAAUCUCACCGUCGUGCUGCAUGAGAGAUGCGGUUCUUUCCUUUGUGUUUGAUGAUGUGUGGAGCGAAGUCUUGGGCUACAUGGAGCAGUUGAUCUGCAGACAUUGGGAAGGUUCAUCCUCAG
Messenger RNA from Thamnophis sirtalis, 616 nucleotides. The record is from RefSeq and is a predicted model, not a curated record. NCBI's taxonomy places the organism in Eukaryota, Metazoa, Chordata, Lepidosauria, Squamata, Natricidae.